AUGAAGGGUACCACAUCAGCUAUCCCUGCUAGAGAGCAUCUUUUCAAUAUCGUAAGUAAAUAAAUGUACUGAGAAGGGAAACCACUGGUUCAAAUAAACUGUUUGGCAGGGCCUUUUUCUUUGGGAUCACAGCAGGAUGAGAAAAGGUUAAAGAAUUCUGAGAUUGAUUUCCCCAAACCCCACCCCGUUGCUGCUAUUUGCAUUUCUAAAAUGUCUUCAAGAUGCACCUUGAAAGGAUCUGUUUCUUUGUUAAACGAUAGCUCUGGCAAUAGCAGAGAAAUUGGUGGUGGCAUGUUCAGCUUCUUCCUUCCCAUUGCGUGCAGUGCAGGCUUCAGUAGCCCACUCCUGGCAACACUCUGUCUUCAUAGAUUAAUAAUGGGAUCUUGUUUAAUAAUCAGUCCAAAUCAGUCAUGUUUUAUUUCCUCCCCGGAGGACCAAUUGCUUAUCUCAUCAAAAGGAGGGUGAUUCUCCUUCUCUCUCUUUCUGUCAGAUGAUAUGAUCAUUAUCUGGACACACACUACAUCAGCAAAGAGCGCUGAGCUCCUAGCCUCGCUGGUGGUGUAGAGAUUCAAAAUUCAUGUUUAUCAUAUGUGGGAAGAUUAAUGCACUAACUAGCUUCAAGCACUGCAUUAGCACUAAAGUCCAUUAAUUCUAAUUAUGUUUUGCAUAUAGAGAAUAUUAAAAUGUUUAAAUUAAUAAAGGAGAAGGGCCAGCCUUUUGGCUCAGCUGCUGAAUGCUAAUGCAGUCUGCGGUGCAGGAGGUGAUCUGUGUUGUGCAAAGAGGACUCCCCAGGCCUGUGGAGAACGAGUACACAAAUCCUUCUGGAGGAUAUGUGCCAGCCGCCGUCCUCUCACAGCAUCUCCCUUCAUUAAGUCAUCAAGUACCAUUUAGAUGUACUUCAGAGGAGGGCAGCGAGCUUGGAGAAUAAAUUGAUGUGGAGCUUAAUUCUCCCUCAUUUUUUAAAAAGAGAGUGGCCUGUGUCCAAGCCUUGUUUGAGACUCCCUUUGACUUCUUGUUGUUGAGUCUCAGCAAAUAUUCAGACAGGGCAUUCUCUGGUUGCAUCGAAGUAUACCGUGGUGCCUUGGUUUGCGAACUUAAUCCGUUCCGAAAGUCCGUUCUUAAACCAAAGCAUUCUUAAACCAAGGUGUGCUUUCCCAUAGCAGCUGGGGACUCAAUUUACAAUUGGAACACACUCAACAUGUUCUGCUUCCAAGGCAAAGUUCACAAACCAAAACACGUACUUCUGAGUUUGCAACAUUCUUAAUCCAAGUUGUUCAUAAAGUAAGCUGUUCUUAAACCAAGGUACCACUGUAAUAUCACUUGAGCUUUAAUGCAGAUUUUCAGGCAGAUUUCCUCAUGCUGCCCUUUAUAUAAGAAAAUGUGUUGGUCCACCAAAGAAGGGAACCAAAACACUUUUAUAGCACAAACGAAACUCUUGUUUGGCACUUGAUUAUAUAUUUUUGUGUCCAGAGAGUUGUGGCUAUGUGUAUCAUAGGUUAAACUCAGGGUAAUCUCAGUUUCUGACCAUGCUGUGGUAGCUUGGGAGCUCUAGGCGGCAAUUCCAACCCAGUUGGAAACCCAACUGGACCUUCUGCAUGAAGUACAGUGGUCAGGUCAUCUCUGUCCAAAAAGAGACGUUGAUGGUGAACCAGCUGGAGCUGAAAAACGGCACUCCAUUCCAUCAAGGUCACCUGAGCCUCCAGUGACAGAUAUGAAUCCAGAAGCAAACCCAGACUGCAAGCCUGCUCCUCAGACGUGAGAACCUGGGAAACAUACUGUAAUAUCUCAUAAUCCUUUUACAGGAUUCACUUCCAGUUUAUUAGUAAAGUUAUGCAUGGUGUGAGGGCUUGAAGGGGAGGGGGAUUUUAGGGUCCAGUUACGUGAGUUAAUACAGGAGCAAAUCUGGGUGAAAUCCCCUUUUGGACUGAAUUCAGGAGUCAAUCCUCAAAUUGCUCCUUCAGUUGUACUGUACACUGAUGAAGUUCUUCUGUAUGAAGAGGACCUUGUCCGCACCCUGCUGGCAUGGAUGUUGGGAAAGGGGAAUGUUCUUCACAUGUAGUGAGAAUGUGUCAGAAUAAACCAAUUCUAGGCUUAAGUAUUUGAAUCAGGUUCUGGUUUCAUUAGCCAGCUUUUGAUCCCAGACUCCAUGUUGGCAUUGGACUUGGCUGAAAGCAAACAGAACCCCUGGGUGUGCCAUUUUUGCUCUCAGCUGCUCAGAUGGAGGUGGCCAUGGGCCAAAGAUGGAGGAAGGGCAGUGGGCCAAAGUAUCACAAAUAGCUCUCUUGUUACACUUGACUUUUCACAGUAAAGUAAUAAGAGGUGUAGUUAAACACAAUUUGAUUCUCUGCAGUGCACCUCCUGUCAGCCCACGAGGACACACGCCAUGCUAUGGAGCUCUUCGGAAGCUAAUUACAGUACCGAUAUGAAAAUUAUAUACUUGGUCAUUUCUAUUUCUGUCAAAGCUGGAAGUCUUGAUAAGAUUGCUCUAUUU
This is a messenger RNA of Podarcis lilfordi (Lilford's wall lizard), 2491 nucleotides long. The record is from the annotation of a GenBank genome assembly. NCBI's taxonomy places the organism in Eukaryota, Metazoa, Chordata, Lepidosauria, Squamata, Lacertidae.